Molecule: messenger RNA, 1035 nt
Organism: Kwoniella shivajii
Lineage: Eukaryota; Fungi; Basidiomycota; Tremellomycetes; Tremellales; Cryptococcaceae
Product: glycerol-3-phosphate dehydrogenase (NAD(+))
Exons: 12
Coding region: 1-1035 (344 amino acids)
Biological process (GO): carbohydrate metabolic process; glycerol-3-phosphate catabolic process
Cellular component (GO): nucleus; glycerol-3-phosphate dehydrogenase (FAD) complex; cytosol
Molecular function (GO): glycerol-3-phosphate dehydrogenase [NAD(P)+] activity; NAD binding; protein homodimerization activity
Source: RefSeq, a predicted model, not a curated record
AUGGGUAAAGAGAAAGUAGCUAUCAUCGGUUCAGGUAACUGGGGUUCAGCAAUCGCUAAAAUCGCUGGAAAUAACGUCAAGAACCAUAAUGAUAUAUUCGACGAAUCAAAGGUACCCAUCUGGGUGUUCGAAGAGGACUACGAAGGACGUAAAUUGACUGAAAUCAUAAAUACCGAUCAUGAAAACAAGAAAUAUCUUCCAGAUGUCAAAUUACCUGAAAAUGUGGUUGCUAUUCCUGAUAUUGUAGAAGCUGUAAAAGGUGCUACCGCGCUUGUAUUCGUUAUGCCUCAUCAGUUCCUCAGUAAAACUUUAGAACAAUUAGAGGGUAAGGUUGAAAAGGGUGCCAAAGCAAUCACACUUAUCAAGGGAGUUGGAGUCGAAGGAGAGAACAUUCAUGUUUUCGCCGACGUCAUUCAAGAAAAGCUAGGUAUCUCCACAUCCGCCUUGAGUGGUGCAAAUAUCGCAAAUGAAGUCGCUAUCGAUAGAUUCUCAGAAACCACUAUCGGAUAUAGGACUGAAGAAGAUGGUAAACUCUGGCAAAAGCUUUUCCAAACUCCUAAUUUCAGAGUACAGCUCAUUGACGAUGUCGCUGGUGUGUCCCUCUGUGGUGCACUUAAGAACAUCGUGGCUGUAGCUGCUGGUUUCAUCGAUGGAUUGGAGUAUGGUAAUAAUUCGAAGGCCGCCAUCAUGCGACUUGGUCUGCUUGAGAUGAAGCAUUUCUGCAUAGAGUUCUUCGAUAAUGUUAAAGAAGAGUCCUUCUUGCAAGAAAGUGCAGGUGUAGCGGAUGUGAUCACUUCUUGCUUGGGAGGUAGGAACAGGAAAUGUGCGGAAGCAUUCGUCAAGGAAAAGAAGCCUUUUGAUCAAUUAGAGAAAGAUAUGUUGAAAGGACAAAAAUUACAAGGUAUCCACACUGCUAAAGACAUCCAUAUCUUCCUUAAAUCCAGAAAUAGAAUCGACGCAUACCCCUUGUUCGAUAAGGUAUACCAGAUAUCAUGGGAGGGUUUACCUGUUGAAAAGCUUACUGAAGGACUUUAA